This is a messenger RNA of Coccomyxa subellipsoidea C-169, 786 nucleotides long. RefSeq lists its product as hypothetical. The record is from RefSeq and is a predicted model, not a curated record. The annotation marks the transcript as partial. The transcript is spliced from 5 exons. Lineage: Eukaryota; Viridiplantae; Chlorophyta; Trebouxiophyceae; Coccomyxaceae.
GUGUCAUCAGAGAUCCCUAAAAAGUCAUUGCGCGUCUGCAGGGCCUUCCUGAUGCAGCCGGGGCCGGCGACGGGCGCGAUGCACUGCUUCAUUGUGCGUCACCGCGGCGGCGGCAGAUCGCGGCUCUACCCGCGCUACAGCCUCUUCCUGGACGUGGGCCACAAGUUUCUGGCGGCCGCGCGCAAGCGCAAGAAGUCCAAAGCAUCCAUGUACGUGCUCUCCCUUGACGAGAAGGAUUUGCUGCGGGGCAGCAGCAGCAUGUGCGGCAAGGUCCGCUCCAACUUUGUGGGCACGGAGUUCUCGGUAUUUGACUCCUGCCCCCGCGCGCCAAACGGAGCAGGCGCCAAAGGGGAAAAUGACCAGUCCGAGGUUGCGGGCAUCCGCUACGAAACAAACAUCCUCGGCACCAAAGGCCCCCGGCGUAUGACAGCCGUCAUUCCUGCGGUCGCUACCGAAAACAGCCGCCUCUCCCUCAGCAACACACGCCCAUGUGUCGCUGAAUGCAGGCAGAGGAGAGCGGGUGGGGGCAUAGUGGUGCUGCAGAACAAGGCGCCGCGGUGGAACGAGGCGCUGAACGCGUACUGCCUCAACUUCAAGGGGCGCGUGACGCAGGCCUCCGUCAAAAACUUCCAGCUGGCCUCCGCAGCCGACGCCGACACUGUCCUGCUGCAGUUUGGCAAGGUUGGGAAGGACAUGUUCACGCUGGACUACCAGUGGCCGCUGUCGGCAGUGCAGGCGUUUGGCAUAGCUCUGUCUUCCUUUGACAACAAGCUAGCCUGCGAGUGA